Molecule: messenger RNA, 2330 nt
Organism: Thrips palmi
Lineage: Eukaryota; Metazoa; Arthropoda; Insecta; Thysanoptera; Thripidae
Exons: 4
Coding region: 185-2203 (672 amino acids)
Source: RefSeq, a predicted model, not a curated record
CACCUCCUCCCCCUGCCUUCCGCACCCUGCCUCACCCCGGCUCGCAAGAGUGGUGAGUGAGGUUAGAAGGGUUCUGAGUGCAAGAGGCUGCUCUCAUGUUUUCGGUUUUGAUUUGUCUUUACGUCCGUCUGUUUGGUUUCACCCUGUUACCCAGUGGAUCAGCGAGUUCCUGAUUGACUUGAAAAUGAGGACGUGCUUUGUGCCGGACUGUGAUCACUCUGAUAAGAAAAAUGGUUGCAAAUUUACUAAGUUCCCUAAUACUCCUGAGAGGAAAAAGAGAUGGAUUGCUGCUAUAAUGAGGGCAGACAGAUUACCUUCACAUCAUUCACGUGUGUGUAGUUGCCACUUCGCAGAUGGUAUAAAAGGCAUCUUCCUACGGCAAGUUCCUUCAAUUUUUAGGAGGCAAGAAGAACACCGUGAUUCUUUCUCUGAACUCAAACCAAAUGCAAGGAAGAGACUGCUUCAAGUUGUCGCCGAGCCUGAUGUCAGUGGUGGUGGGGUUUCUGUAUCCUAUUUUUCUGGAUUAUUGUCUCCAAGCGUGUCACGAUCUCACAUCAAUCAUGAACCAGCCUCAUCAUGUGAGAAUUUGGCUACUUCAUCAUUGGGUGAUAAGAACAAUACUAGUCAACAAUGUACUGGUGCAUCUGAUGAAUGCCCCAAGAAUCAUCCAAGUAAUUCGUCGUCCACAUCUCACCCUGUUGAUAGCCCUUCAAGUAGCAGUGACUCAACACUGAAACGCAGGAAGACAUUGGAUCUAAAUCUGGUCACGAGCCAAUCUCCAUUAGCUGGUAAUACUGGUUAUACUGAGUUCAUCAGUGGCGUGUCACCCAGGGUUCUGUCUGUGAUAUUUCCUUCCAAAAAAAGCACUAGCUCACAGACUGUUGCAAACACCAAAAAUGCUGCUACGCAGUGCUUGUUGCCAAUCACAAGGAACGAAUUUGCUUUAGGGAGCACCCAGAUAUAUCAUCAACCUACCAAAGUUGAUAUGGGAGUGCAGACUUCACCCAUCAUGUUUGAUGAUGCGGAUCAUUUUGUGACCUUUGGAGACAACCUGGGGGUUGUAAAAUCUCUUCUUGAGGAAGUUCAGGAGUGGAGAACUAAAGUGAUUCUAGCAGAAGGAAAAAUUAAUGAACUUUCUAAUGAACUUUCAGCAAAAAUUAAUGAACUUACAGCAAAGAUUUCUAAACUGACUGAGGAGUCCGACAUGAAAGACAAAAGCAUUAAAAAAAUGAGAGAAGACUUGGUAGAGUAUAAUGGUAAGCAUGCAACCCUACUGCGAAGGGAGAAGGAAUUAUUUGAGUCACUGCAGAAAGAGAAGGGCCGAAUGUUAUUUCGAGGCAUUUCUUCUGUUGAUGCUCAGGUAGCCCACUUCACUGGGUUACCAAAUGCCCAAAGUUUUGAGAAUUUGUGUGGUCAUUUCACUAAGCCAUUACAAUAUGUUCACAAGUCUGCUGUGACGAGCAUUUCAAGAGAAGACCAGAUUUACCUAACACUCAUGAAAUUAAAGUGCAACUUUGAUUUCAUAGACCUGGCUGUGUGGUUCAAUGUAAGCAAGACCACUGUUGCAAAUGUAUUUUUAACCAUUUUGGAUGCUUUUCAUCAAGAAAUCUUUUUGGAAGCUCUGAAAACUGUGCCUUCCCGAGAAGAAAAUAAUAGUUCUCUGCCCCAGUGUUUCAAGGGGCUCGAGGAUUGUCGCAUGAUAAUCAAUUGCACAGAGAUACACAUUGCCAAGCCCAAGACUCUACCUUUUAAAAACUUGGAGCUUAACAGGUACUCACUCUGUGAAAGCCAGAAGGGCCUUGUCGGCAUUGCCCCUAAUGGAGCAGUUACUUUUGUCAGCUCUCUGUUCGCCGGAUCAACUUCGGACAAACAAGUAGUUGAGAAUAGUGGGCUUCUGGAGAUAUUUGAACCUGGUGAUGAGGUUUUGGCAGACAGUGACUUUGCAAUAAGAGAGUUGUUGCUCCCCCUUGGGGCUGACACUCCACAAAUCACUCCUGACCAAGUAGAAAGAACAAAGGCAGCAGCAAGGGCUCGGAGUCAUGUGAAAAGAACUAUCCAAAGGAUUAAAGCAUACGGCAUUUUGAACUAUUUACCAAUCCACUUGAAGGAUGUCAGCUCUAAAAUUUUUCAAGUCUGUGCGGCCUUGACAAAUUUUCAAAAUCCCUUAUUAAGGGAGGACGAGGAUAAAAACUCAGGGCCAUAGAUUGAGACGGCAUUGAUAAUGACUUUCGUGCUGUGCCUCAAUGAAGAAUCAAAGAAUGUUUUCCAUUAUAUCAUUUCUAUGUAAUCCUAUGUACAUAGCAAUUAAAACACUCACCAAAGAAAAUCUU